UGGUGAUUUAUAUUUAAAAUGGCCAAAGACAGCACAGAAAUGGAUGAUAUGGAUAUAUCUAUAAACCAAAGAAACACCGAUAGAGUCUCAUGGAAUUCAUUUACAUCUGAGGAUUCCAACGCACAAACAACUUUGUAUAGUCCUACUCAAUUUAAUCACACCAUCAAUAAUAGUGCAGAUCCUAAAAACCAGCUUUUACAAAAUAAUACGUAUUCUAAUUCAAGAGCACCUUCAAUAACAUCCCGUAAACAUACAUUAUUACCUUUAUCUUCUGAUCAACCAAAUGAAGAAGUAUUGGAAGAAUUGCCUACUUCAUCCUCAUCCAGCGCUCCACCACCACCAGCAACACCUCAAACCCCUUUUGAGACACCAGCAGUAGCAAGGCCAAGUAUUUUCUCUAGAUUUAUGGCAUCAUUACCCGUGUUUGCACAAAUGCGAAAGACUAUCAAGGCCGCAGUCGCAUUGUUGAUUGGCACAGUAUUUAUAUUCGAGUCUAAAACAAGAGCUGCUUCUGGUAGUUCGAUGUUACUUGUUCCGAUCGUAGUGAUCUUCUAUUUCCCUGUUAGAACAAUAGGUAUUCAAACGGAGGCUGUACUUCUUGGUACAUUAGGUGGUUUUUUGGCUGCUUUAUGGAGUCUACUAGGUACAUACCUUGCGAGUUUAGCAAGAGAUCAUACCAACCCAAACCCCAUACAGAUUAGGGCCUCUGUGGUUUUAGCUGUGUUUCUAUUUCUUGGUACUUUUGUUCUCAAUCUUAUCCGAAUGAAGAUACAUAAAGCUAAUUUUGCGGCUGUUAUUGCCUGUAUUGUUUUAUCCUUCACCAUGACGUACGGUGCCGCGUCUGCGCCAUUUGUCCCGGAGAUCACGUGGUUAUUUUUACGACCCAUUGCUCUUGCAGGUGCGAUAUCACUGCUUGUAGAUUACUUACUUUGGCCAGAUGAUAGUGUAAACAAUUUUCUGGGUAUCCUUCGAAAGACAUUGGGGGGAUAUAAUUUGUUUUUUAAGGAGCAUUCCGAUGCAUUUCUUUCACUUUCAGCUGAUAAUAACGGUGCAAGUUUGCCCAACUUAAAUGCCCGUCUUCAAAAUGGUGUACUUUUAAUGAUUGAUUGUAAACGAGCUGUGAAACGAGAGAUUAUCUAUUCGAGAAUUUCGGAUAAGGAUUGUAGUGCCUUAUCAAGCGUUGUUAAGAAUAUGCGUAUCUCACUUCAUGGGGUUGGACUCAGUUUAAUCAUCAAGAACAAUUACCUGAAUUCGGAUACCAAAAACAUGUAUUUCAAGAAUUUCAAAAUCCCUAGUAUUCUUGAGGCCUUUUCAUCCACUGUAGAGAGCAUUCAGCCCAUUUGUAGCGAGCUGACCGACAUUUGCUUCAAAGCAACAAACCAAGGAUCCGGUAGAAUUGGAAACCUCCAUUAUCAUGCUCGUACAACCUUAAACAGUAUUUUAUGGCCAUUCCCUCGACUCUGGGUAUCAAAAACCGGGGCGGAAACUCAGCCCGCUUUACAUGAAAGAAUUACAUCGCAGCAGAUCCAACAAGUGCUAGAUCGCUUUGAGAUCAUUUCGAAGAGUGAUAAAGCGUUUUUCAAAUUUUUGGAAUUGAAUCCUGCAGAUAUUCCUCGCAAUGGCCCUCUUUACCUGAUAUUUUUAUACAUUCACAACCUUAAGGAACAUGCAAGUAAUACAGUAAAGCUUUUGGAAUUGAUCGAAAGCCUGGAAACAAAGCGUACCCACAGUAGAUUUUGGUUUCCUCACCAAACGCUCAAGAAAUGGCUAUUCUCUCAAGCCGAGGUCGGAGCAGCUGUAGGUGCGGAUAUCGAAGAUUACUCAAAUGGUGGUGGAAAUGAUCUGGCUCGUAUCUCAACUCGACAGGAUGGCAGAGGAGAUAAUGCUGAUAAUGAAGGGGAUAUAUUUCAAUUGAAAACCUCUGAUGGAAAGCCGAGUCGAAAUCAAGCCGAUCCCGAUGUGUCUGCUCCGGUUACAAGAUUGCAAAAAUUCUUCAAUUACCUCUAUAUUUUCGGUGCAUGGUUAACUGAUACUGAUACAUUUUUUGCUUUCAAAACAUCAGUAGGUGUUGUUUUAUUAGCUAUUCCUGCUUGGAGAUCUCAAGAUGCACUAUGGUACAUGAACUGGAGAGGUCAGUGGACGAUGAUCACAUUAGUACUUUGGAUGUUUCCCAUGACAGGUGCUUUUCUAUUUGGAUUAAUUGAUAGAGUUGCAGGAUCUAUCGUGGGAUGUAUCGCGGGUAUUGUUAUCUGGGAAAUCUGCCAAGGAAAUCCAUACGGCAUGACAUUUGUAUUUUUUAUUUUUUUCCUGCCAAUGUACCAUGUGUUUUUCUUUGUACCAAAGUACAGAGUGGGUGCGUUGAUGACCAAAAUUACGGCUCUCCUUGUUGUUUCCUACGAGUAUACAUAUACUGUGGAUGGAUCCACCUCCUAUGAUAAAGUAUGGACUGUAGCUGGAAAGCGUUUAGUCAUGGUCCUGGUGGGUAUCAUCGCUUCUGGUAUUUUAAUUGCUAUUCCUUUCCCUCCUACCAGCCGAGUUGAGCUUCGAAAGAAUGUUGCACAUACAAUUCGUGAUAUUGGAAAGGCAUUUGGCAUUCUUUGCGCAAGUGCAAUUGCACCUCUCGGACAAAGGGCACACCCGGUUGUAGUGAAAGCGUUUGGGAAAUUAGCGUUGGAGCUUCGACGUCAAGUUGCAGAAGAACGUAUUUUAUUGCAUCAUGCUAGUUAUGAGCCACCACUUCGCGGAUACUUUCCUGCUGCAAGUUACGCGGUACUCGUAGAGAAAAUGGAUAAUAUGUCUGAUUUGGUGAUUAAUAUGGGUUCAUCAUUACAUCAAGUCCGUCCUGAAUGGAGAAGAAAUAUUGGUUCUAUUCUUAUGAAAGAAAGAAAAGAAUAUCUUUCAUCGAUUUUGACAAUUUUAAAACUCUUAUCAUCAACACUGUCCGCCAAAACAUCAUUGCCUCCUUACAUGAUGUCGCCUAUCGAAUCCAGACAGCGUUUUGUGAAUCUUUUGGAAAAAAAAAUCAUGAUCGAACCCAAAGAUUUAGCUGACCCUUCGUUCCCAAGUUACAGUGCUUAUCUUAUGAACAGUCUUGUGUUUGUAGACGAACUCCAAGUAUUGUUAAAUUCGAUCGAGGAGCUUGUCGGCGUUGAGAACCCUGAAGAAUGGCUUAUGGCCCAAGCGUAGUGUCACCCUUAUUCAUUAAUUUAUUUAUAAUAUAUCAUCAUCUAAUAUCUUGUUUUAUAAAAUAAAAUCUUC
Messenger RNA from Mucor mucedo, 3258 nucleotides. RefSeq lists its product as uncharacterized. The transcript has 9 exons. Lineage: Eukaryota; Fungi; Mucoromycota; Mucoromycetes; Mucorales; Mucoraceae. Bases 19 to 3186 code for a protein of 1055 amino acids. The record is from RefSeq and is a predicted model, not a curated record.